UUAAUACGUGGCCUUUGGGUCACCAGAUUGCGAAAUGACGUGUUUCUGCCAUUCAGCGUUAAUUAAAUCCUUUGUGAGUGUGAAUGCUUUCAUAACGAGUGCUGUGGGCCAAAUGCAGGUUUACUUCUCUCAUUCUGGUUCCUCAAACUGUGCAGCUGGUUGUCCCUCCGGUCCUGCGUCAUGGCGAGCUGGUGGACCUCUGCAGACAGUCUGGACCUGGAGGAAACCUCAGUGGCGUCUUGGAUCAUUCAGACAGUCGGCCUGUUUGGAGAUAUUCUGUCUUUGGAGGACACGAUGCUGUCUGAAGACAACAGUGAGGAGGACAACGCUGGCGGGACUGCUUCAGGGGAGGAGGGGGGUGCUCAACAAUCAGGAGACACAAAGGUAGAAGAUGAAGACAUGAUGGAGGAGGACAAAGAGGAGAAGGUGAAGGGUAGAGGAGAUCAACAGGUUAAAGACUGGACAGAUAUAAGUGAGAGUAAAGAGGAAGAAGAUUUUCAACGAGGAGAAAAAGAGAAAGAAGACGAUAAAGGUGCCAAAGAUGAUGGAAAUGUUGAAGUAGAGAAGCAAGAAGAAAAGAGAGAUGGGAGAGGGGAAGAGCAGGUGUUAGAAAAAGAGGUAGAGGAUGCGCAAGAAGAGGCAAAGAUAGAAAAAGAAAAUGUGGAGGAAGAAGAUGAAGCACAUACUCAAAGAGAGCAAGAGGAAGAAAGAAGGAAGGAGGAGGUAGAGGAGGAAGUAGAUAAAGAGACAGAAAGACAGGAUGAUGAAAAUGAUAGAGAACAAAGAAAUGUAGUGAGAGUAGAAGACAAUGAGCUCAUAAAAGAUGGAGAAGAGAAAGAAAUGGAGGAAGAAGAAGUAGACAGAAGAUUGAAGAUGUUGAAGAUUCAGAAAGAAAAAGAAGAGAAGGUUUUAGAGGAGGGAAGAGAGGAUGACAGAGCACAGAAAGAAGAGAUAGAGGAUAAAAUAAAACUAAGGGAUAUAAAGGAAGAUGAGUAUGAUCGAGCAAAAGAUGGAGAGAAAGAGUUGGUUGUGAAGGAUGGAAAAAGAGCAGAAAAAGAGAGGGAGACUCAUGAUGAAGACGAGGUUGAAGAAGAGAAGGAGGAAGAGAUGGAGGAAAAAGUAAAGGAGGUUUUGGAGAAGGGAAGAGAGGAUGACCGAGCAGAGAAGGAGGAAAAAGAAGAGGUAGAGGAUGAAAGAAAAGAACAAGACAGCUGGACAAAGAUAAAAGGACGUGGACAAGAUGAUGAAAAAGAAGAAGAGGUGGAGGAUACUGGAGAAAAGGAGGUGGAGAAAGAAGAGGAGAUGGAGAAAGAAAAAGGACAACAACAGAUUGUUGGAAAAGAAAACAAGAAAGAGGAAAAUGGAGAUGGAGAAGAAGAGGAAGUAGAAAAAGAACAACAGAUUGUUGGAAAAGAGAUGGAGGGGAAAGGAGAGGCAGAGAAAGAAGAAAAGGUUCAUAGAGAAGAAGAAGAGAUGGAAGAAGAAGAAGAGAUGGAGGGAAAAGGAGUGAUGGAGGCAGAGAAAGAAGAAAAGGUUAAUAGAAAAGAAGAAGAGAUGGAAGAAGAAGAAGAACAGAUUGUUGGAAAAGAGAUGGAGAGAGAUGGAGAGGCAGAGAAAGAAGAAAAGAUUCAUAGAGAACAAGAAGAGAUGGAAGAAGAAGAAGAGAUGGAAGAAGAAGAAGAGAUGGAAGAAGAAGAGAUGGAAGAAGAAGAAGAAAUGGAAGAAGAAGGAGAAAAUGAGCUCGAUGGAUCACAUUCCUAUAAACCAAUUCCUCCAUCAGCUGCAUCAGCUCAGGAAUGGGCUAAAACGCUGAGUCAUGCUGGUGCAGAAACAGGAAAAGAAGAAGUAGAAGAAGAAGAGGAGAACGGCUCGGGCGCUGCCAGCCAACACAACGGGGACAUUUAUCCCACAUGGCCGAGCCCGGACAAAGACCCGGAGACGGAGCGAGCUCCUCUCACACGACCGGACUCGAGUCUGGAUCGGAACAAGGAGGAAAUACAGAGUUCGGACGAGGGAGCGCGACCCGAAACGCCGUUGCCGACGGCGUCUCCUGGACGACAUCGAGCUGACGACGACAUCCGAGAUCCUAAACCGGGACCACGGACAGGUUGCAGGCUGGAGCAGAAAGAAGUGACGUUGAUGGACGCAGCCGCUGAGUCGUCGUUAACGGCCGGACGAGAAAGCAAAGCGCUCGGUCCGACCCGAAACUCGUCCAGCACAGGAAGCCCUGCGAUGGACGUGAAGGGGGACAAAGGAGACAAAGAAGAAGGAGGUGAAAACAAUGUGAACGGCGAGGCGGACGCAGCAGAGAAGAAGAAGAAGAAGAAGAACAACAGCAGCAGCAGCCGCGCGACGACAUUGUACAAAACUGUGUCCUACAGGAGGAUCCGUAGAGGAAACACCCGGCAGAGGAUCGAUGAGUUCGAGGCCAUGAUGGACUCAUGAUCCAACCAACCCUAAAUAGUGUCAACGGGUGUAUUUCUGAUGGCUUUUUUGGGUUCUUGUGCUUGAGGAUGGCAACACCUAGUGGUCACCAACGCAUUCUCAUGAACGGGUUUGUGUGAUAUCAAACAAAAGGUUGUGUACAACAAUUCCUAUUAUCUGCGACUGCCGGCUGGUCACGUGACAACCACAGGAAAGUUAAGUUCAGCAGGCGGUCUUCACGGUUACAUUUAGCCGGGAAAAUUGAGUUAAGUCGACAAAAAGUGACUUUAAACCGAGCACAGAGCCCCAUGAGCUGUCAGUCAUUACAGGGCGCGUGGCAGUUAAGUUUAGCCGAUAAAAAGUGAGCGUUAGGAAGCGACAACAGUUAAGUCAAGGCACCAAAAUGAC
Messenger RNA from Etheostoma spectabile (orangethroat darter), 2832 nucleotides. Its product is annotated as golgin subfamily A member 6-like protein 22. The transcript is spliced from 2 exons. The coding region runs from base 181 to 2445 and encodes 754 amino acids. The record is from RefSeq and is a predicted model, not a curated record. Lineage: Eukaryota; Metazoa; Chordata; Actinopteri; Perciformes; Percidae.